Molecule: messenger RNA, 1095 nt
Organism: Trematomus bernacchii (emerald rockcod)
Lineage: Eukaryota; Metazoa; Chordata; Actinopteri; Perciformes; Nototheniidae
Gene: hs3st3l
Product: heparan sulfate (glucosamine) 3-O-sulfotransferase 3-like
Exons: 3
Coding region: 1-1095 (364 amino acids)
Molecular function (GO): [heparan sulfate]-glucosamine 3-sulfotransferase activity
Source: RefSeq, a predicted model, not a curated record
AUGGCAGCUUUUCACUACCACCAUCACCAUCACCAUUACCCCCACUCGGACCUGCGGAGGCUCUUCCAUCGGCUCACCAUCGCGUCCUCUCUGAGCAUUCUCUGCUUCUCCCUGGUUUACCUCCUCACCGGCUGCUGCGAGUCGGAGCUGUCAGAAAACACUGACAUCAAGCCACCCACGCGCGAGUUCCUCGUGUCAGGAUGGCAGUACGAGAGAAACGGAACCAGUGUCGAGAGGGAGGUCACCACCGCGCUUGGCGAGGACGCGUUCAGCGGUCACCCCGGGCUGGAGGCGAACAGCUCGGGGAAGGAAUGGACAGCUACUCGGAGGUUACCCCAGGCUCUGAUCAUAGGGGUUAAAAAGGGGGGCACGAGGGCUCUGCUGGAGUUUCUGCGGCUCCACCCGGACAUCCGUGCUCUUGGGUCGGAGCCGCACUUCUUUGAUCGGCAUUACGCACGGGGACUGGACUGGUACAGAAGUAUGAUGCCCAAGGCCCUGGACGGUCAGAUUGUGAUGGAGAAAACGCCUCGUUACUUUGUCACCGUGGAAACGCCAGCACGAGUCCAUGCCAUGUCGAAGGAUGUGAAGCUGAUCGUGGUUGUCCGUGACCCCGUGACCAGAGCCAUAUCUGACUACACACAGAUCAUCUCCAAGACCCCCGACAUCCCCCCCUUCGAGAGCCUGGCCUUCAAGAACCGCACUAACGGUGAGAUCGACUCUCUGUGGAGCCCGCUGUGGAUCGGUCUGUACGCCCAGCACCUGGAGCGCUGGCUGGCCUGGUUCCCCAGGACCCAGAUCCAUCUGGUCAGCGGGGAGAGGCUCAUCUCUGACCCGGCCGGAGAACUGGGCAAGGUCCAAGACUUUCUGGGUCUCCAGAGGAUUGUCACAGACAAGCACUUCUACUUUAACAAAACCAAAGGCUUCCCCUGCCUGAAGAAGCCGGAGGGCAGCAGUAAACCUCACUGCCUGGGGAAGACUAAAGGGAGGAUGCACGCCUCCAUCGACCGGGAGGUGCUGCAGAGACUUAGGGAGUUCUACAAACCCCACAACCAGCGCUUCUAUCAGAUGGCCGGUCAGGACUUUGGAUGGCAGUGA